CAAAGCCUUCUCGCAUUCGGGUGUGGUCCAGUGUUUUUCCUGGUGGCUUAUAUUUCCCGACGAAAACAUUUAUAAAAGGAAUUUGCAAACAAAAUGAGUGUAAAAGAGGAUAUAUCUACCCAAACUGGAGCUUCUAAUGAUGAAGCUCCUGAUAAUGGAGCUGUCAAUGAUGAAGAUAAAAAUGAUAAGGAUAAUGAUGAUGAGAUGAAUAACUUGGAAUGUACCUGUAAUCAAAACAAGGAAAGCAAUGAUAACAAGGAUAAUAAUGACACGAAGGAUAAUGAUGAUAACAAGGAUAAUAAUGACAAUAAGGAUAAUAAUGAUAAAAAGGAUAAUGAAGAUAACAAGAAUAGACGUCUUAAGGUUCAACGUAUCCCCGUUAAUCCACUUCUAACUCCGGAUUAUAAACUGUGUGAUGAAUAUAUACCAGCAACAGCUGAAACCCCAGGUUUUUUAAGGUUCAAAGAUAUGUGGCUUGAAGAAGUCCCAACCAUAGUAAUAAAUAAAACUACCGGUGAAACAUACCGUACAUGUGAACCGUAUAAGAAUUGCAAAACAGGGAUAAUAACAAUACGUAACGAGUAUGAUAAUCCAACGGAUCGUCCACCGAGACGACCAACGAACUCGGCACCGCCCAAGAAGAAAGUUGUGAAGAAACAAACUCGCAACCCUUUCAAGAAAUUCAAAAAGAUGUAACUUUUAUUCAUCGUAAUCGGCUACAUAGUAGUGAUUUUCUCUUUUAUGCUUAUUAGUGUUAACGUGUAUUUUAAUAUACACUAUGUACUUUUCUAGAAAGCAACUACUUCGUUUCUCAGAAUCAUUUAAAUCAUCUGUUUUGUCUGUUUUAUCCAGUUAUAAGUAAAGAGGUGCCAAUUUCAUUUGUUCAUGAUUGGAUUCAUAGUAAUUCAGAAAUGUCACAGUAAUUAUUGAUAUUCAUUAUUCGGUGUUGUAUUCACAGUAACCUUUUCAGAUCAUCAAAAUUAUAGGAUAAAUUGAUAAUUACCUUUCAU
Molecule: messenger RNA, 1010 nt
Organism: Papilio polytes (common Mormon)
Lineage: Eukaryota; Metazoa; Arthropoda; Insecta; Lepidoptera; Papilionidae
Exons: 2
Coding region: 94-696 (200 amino acids)
Source: RefSeq, a predicted model, not a curated record